Molecule: messenger RNA, 1423 nt
Organism: Catharus ustulatus (Swainson's thrush)
Lineage: Eukaryota; Metazoa; Chordata; Aves; Passeriformes; Turdidae
Gene: IDI1
Product: isopentenyl-diphosphate delta isomerase 1
Exons: 5
Coding region: 1-801 (266 amino acids)
Biological process (GO): isoprenoid biosynthetic process; isopentenyl diphosphate biosynthetic process
Cellular component (GO): cytoplasm
Molecular function (GO): isopentenyl-diphosphate delta-isomerase activity
Source: RefSeq, a predicted model, not a curated record
AUGUGGCGCGCGCUGCUCCGGGCCGGGAGCGCGGCCCCCCGGAGCGGCCCCGGCGUGAGGGGAGAGCGGCGAGAGCGGGGCGCACGGACAGCGAGGAGAACGUGGGCUGCCAUCACGAUGCCUGAAGUAAACACAGAUCACCUGGAUGAGCAGCAGGUGCAGCUCUUGGCAGAGAUGUGCAUCCUUAUCGAUGAAAAUGACAAUAGGAUUGGAGCAGAGACCAAGAAAAACUGUCACUUGAAUGAAAACAUUGACAAAGGUUUACUGCACCGAGCUUUCAGUGUUUUCUUAUUUAAUACAGAAAAUAAACUGUUGCUGCAGCAGAGGUCAAAUGCAAAAAUUACAUUUCCAGAUUGUUUUACCAACACUUGUUGCAGCCAUCCUCUAAGCCAUCCACAAGAACUGGAGGAAAAUGAUGCCAUUGGUGUUCGGAGAGCAGCACAGAGACGACUGAAAGCAGAGCUGGGAAUUCCCAUGGAGCAGGUAACUCCAGAAGAAAUCUCCUACCUGACACGAAUUCACUACAAGGCCAAGUCUGAUGGGAUCUGGGGAGAACAUGAGAUAGACUAUAUUUUAUUUGUGCAGAAGGAUGUGACGCUGAAUCCUGACCCCAACGAGAUACAAAGCUACUGCUAUGUGACACAGAAAGAACUGAAACAGCUCUUGGACAAAGCUGCCAGGAAUGAAGUUAAGAUCACUCCGUGGUUCAAGCUGAUAGCAGAGACCUUUCUUUUUAAGUGGUGGGAUAACUUGAAUAACUUGAACAAAUUUGUUGAGCAUGAAAAAAUACACCGAAUGUAAAUACCUGGGAUAAAAGGUGCUGAAGGCUAGCAAUGAUGUGUUGUGUCAUUAACACUGAUAAAUCAUGACUUAAGUGCAGAGAAUUGAUCCACGUGGAGCAUGUUUAGUUUAUACAGAUGUCGUCAUAGCCAGUGUUUUUUCUUCUUUCUUUGUCACCUCUUCCCCUUUAUCUGUGGUUCCCUUGGGCCUGUUAUGGUCUCAUGUAAAAUGGGUAACAGGAGCAAGAAACCCCUGGGUUCCUCUUCUUCCGUUGCCUGGGAAAGAUCCUCAGCCCCUGCAUGCCCUGCACACCGGGGACGAGCCCAGGCACCUCCUGCCCAGCCCAGGCAGGAGGACUGGGCAUGACUGUGGGCUCUGCUGCAAUGUUGAGAAGACCAAUUGCCAGAAGAAAACAAUUCAAAGUAAUCAGGAUUAUUUUAAUUGCAGAAAGCAAAUCUCUUCAGCUCUGUACUCUAUAAUUAACCAAACCCAUAAAAGCUUAAGUAAUUGGAUUGCUUGUGUGGAGUAAGUUUGACUUUGAAGUGCUGACAUAUGUGUUAAAGCUUUAGAUAAUAAACAGUGUUUGGGGAUUUUCUCCCCACCAGGCUUUUCUGAUUGAAUGAAAUUUUAAUGAUUCAGUUGA